Molecule: messenger RNA, 2124 nt
Organism: Ixodes scapularis (black-legged tick)
Lineage: Eukaryota; Metazoa; Arthropoda; Arachnida; Ixodida; Ixodidae
Product: probable ATP-dependent RNA helicase DDX5
Exons: 1
Coding region: 309-1868 (519 amino acids)
Cellular component (GO): nucleus; cytoplasm; ribonucleoprotein complex
Molecular function (GO): RNA binding; RNA helicase activity; ATP binding
Source: RefSeq, a predicted model, not a curated record
GUAGCGCUAAAAAGCCGAAGGAAGCCAUGAAGCAAAGUUUGCUCUUUGCAAAAUUGCAUUCCAUUGUGAUAAUAAACAGCUAGAAAGUUAAAUCUUAGCAAGCACAUUUAUUGAAAUUUUUUACCUGUACGUUUUUUUAUAGACUAGUUUACAAUUAUCCAACAAACCAAGUACGAUCCAAAGCCGCGCAGCCCGCUCCCUCGCCGCAUGGGACUUGGUCGGUGUGGUGUCCCCAUCGAUAUUCGUCAAGAAAUGUGGAACUAUUCAACGAGUUGAAUUCACAGGUAGGCCACAACGUGCAAGUAAAGAUGUUGGGAAUAUCACUUCGUCAGUGCGUUCCCGCGGCGGCGAAGGGGGCCCGGAGCUUCAACACAUGGUCCAAGCCGCGCGACCCUCGCACCUACGGCGAAACCUUAGGCCGCACGCUGAGGAGGCCGAAUUUCGAAAACCUCCCCCUCAAGCCCUUCCGUAAGAACUUUUACGUCGAAAGCGACGUGACCGCGUCGAGAGCGCAGCGAGAGAUUGACGCCUUCCGGGCCCAACACGAAAUCUCCGUCCACGGGCACGGAACUGACCCCCGUCCCGUGCUCACCCUCGACGAGUGCAACUUCCCGGAGCCGUGUCGCGAGCUUUUCCGGAGUAAGAAUUUCACCGAGCCGUCUCCGAUCCAGGCGCAGGCCUGGCCCGUCGUUCUGGGCGGCAGGGACCUGGUGGGUAUCGCGCAGACGGGCUCGGGCAAGACGCUCGCGUACGUCCUCCCCGCCGCCAUCCACAUGUCGGACCAACCACAGCCGGAACGCGACGAGGGCCCCAUCGGCGUCGUGCUGGCUCCCACCCGAGAACUUGUGCAACAGAUCUCCCAGGUCGCGUACGAGUGGUGCGGAGGCGCCUUCCGCCUCAAGGGCGCCCCGGUGUACGGCGGCGUCUCCAAGGGCCCGCAGAUCGCUAGGCUGCAGGGCGGCGCUCACAUCUGCAUCGCCACCCCGGGUCGCCUUCUCGACAUCCUCGAGACGGGGGCCAUUAACCUGCUCCGCUGCUCGUACCUGGUGCUGGACGAAGCCGACCGCAUGCUGGACAUGGGCUUCGAGCCGCAGAUCCGCAAGAUCGUCGACCAGACCCGUCCGGACCGGCAGACGGUCAUGUGGAGCGCCACUUGGCCCAGCGAGGUGCGCGACCUGGCUGAAGAGUUCCUCACCGACCACGUCCAGAUAACGGUCGGCUCCGAAGACCUCUGCGCCAACCACAACAUCCGACAGGUUGUGCACGUCUGCCAGGGGUUUGAGAAGGAGGAAAAGCUCCUGGAGACUCUACGCGAGAUCAAUGCAGAAGGCGACCAGCGCACGCUCAUCUUCGUCGCGACCAAGGCCCGUGUGGUAACCAUAGUGCAGAACCUGUACAAGAAUGGCUUCCGGGCGGUCGCCACCCACGGAGACCUCUCCCAGAACAAGCGAGACAUUGCCUUGGACCGCUUCCGAAGCGGCAAGACUCCAAUUUUGGUCGCCACCGACGUGGCUGCCAGAGGGCUGGACGUGAGCGACAUCAAGUACGUCAUCAACUACGACUACCCGGACACCUCAGAGAGCUAUGUCCAUCGUAUUGGUCGCACUGGAAGGAGUAAUCGCUCAGGAACGGCCAUCACUCUGUUCACACCGGACAAUGCCGGCCAGGCGAAGCAGCUGGUCUCGGUGUUGCAGGAAGCCAAGCAGGAAGUUAAUCCGGAGCUGUUGGAGUUGGUGGAUCGGCAAGUGUCUCAGAAGUUUGCCAACAGGCGGAGGAGGCCGGCGCAACAGAGCUGGGACAGGCGGCCACAGCACCGCCAGGGAGAUCGCUUCGGAGACUACGCCCAAGAAACCAGAGGCUGGGGCUAACAUGGCACCUGCAGAGUUGUGUCUUGACGGGAGACUUAUGUCACAUAGAUGGGCCAGGAUGCUGAAUCAUUUCCACCUUAUGUUAGUUUGAAUCACGAUAUCUCUGGAAAGCUUACGACUGUUAGCAAGUUUGUAAACAUUGUCCUGGCUUAUAGCUACCUCUCUGUGUUUGGUAGGUUCUUAGCCAUAGCCAUCAGAAACCAGCAUUUUUUAGUGCUGUAUAAUUAAAAAAAUAAAUCUAUGUAACCUGUUCUAA